AGUUUAAAGGCUGCAGUAAAGAUUAAGCACCAGUGGUCUCGACGCACGGGAGAUACACACAGAACUUUAGAGUAACCCCCCACCCAUUGCCGCGUUUCCUGGGCUCUAGGUUUGUUCCCACGUUCCCCGUCGGAGCGUACCUAGAGGCGUCACGGCUCGAUGGCCCCUGCCGUGCUGUGGACCGCGUCGCUCGCCAUGCUGUGCCUUGUCCCGGGGACCAGCGGCUUCCCCGGGGGAGCUCCUACUUCCUCGUGCGUCGCCAUGAGGCCCAUGCACGACGGAGUUCGGACGCAGACGUCGCGAGCUCCCUACGGCAUCACCGCUUCAGCCACCAACGGCAGCCUCAGCAUGGCCUUCACGGUGCGGGUGAUGGGCCCGGUGUACCGUGGCCUCCUGCUGCAGGCGCGCACGCCGGGGGGAGCCACGCGGCCCAUGGGCACCUGGCAGGGCCUUCCCCGGGACACUCGUCUUCUACAGUGUGACGGCAGAGAUGCAAGUGCGGUGACUCACUCAAACAUCAACGAGAAGAUUAAUCAGACCUUCACCUGGCUCCCGCCGGCAGGAGGCCUCACCGGGCCCAUCAUGUUCAUCGCUGCUGUAGCCGAGUCGCGUGAGGUCUACUGGAUGGACAUUCGCUCCUCGGUUCUCAAUGGAGGACUCUCCAUCCAGAGAGGCGCCUCGCUCACCUGGCUGGCAGCCGCGGGCUCGCUGCUGUGCGCGAGCGCUCUCCGCCUCUGAAGCGGCGGGGACACGCGGGGGGAGACACGCGGGGGGAGACAAGCGGGAGACACACGGGAGACACCCAGAGACACGGAGGGAGACACACGGGGACACGCGGGGGGAGAGGGAGGGACACGGGGAGAUGCAGGGUAACACGAAGCCCGCACCGGGAGUACGCAGGGAGACACAGAGAGACACGGAGAGACAGAGACACUGCGAGAUGCGGGGAGACAGAGACACGGGGGAGAUAUGAACACUGGGAGAUACGGAGACACACGGGGAGACAGAGACACGGGGACACGUGGACACGGGGAGAGAGACACAGAGACACGGGGACACAGACACGGGGAGACGGAGACACAGAGACACGGGGACACGUGGACACGGGGAGACACGUGGACACAGAGAGACAGAGACACGGGGACACGAGGAGACACGUGGACACGGAGAGACGGGGACACGGGGAGACAGAGACACGGGGAGACAGAGACACGGGGAGAC
Messenger RNA from Lethenteron reissneri (Far Eastern brook lamprey), 1221 nucleotides. Its product is annotated as putative defense protein 3. Gene Ontology annotation, cellular component: membrane. The record is from RefSeq and is a predicted model, not a curated record. NCBI's taxonomy places the organism in Eukaryota, Metazoa, Chordata, Hyperoartia, Petromyzontiformes, Petromyzontidae.